Molecule: messenger RNA, 452 nt
Organism: Sycon ciliatum
Lineage: Eukaryota; Metazoa; Porifera; Calcarea; Leucosolenida; Sycettidae
Exons: 6
Coding region: 21-452 (143 amino acids)
Source: RefSeq, a predicted model, not a curated record
GGGAGUACGGUAUACCCUGAAUGGAGAGGAGGAUCGCGGAACAAGCUCAUUCGCUUCACUUUCUCCUCGAGCAAAGGUUGCCUUGUGUUGCUGUCCUUGGAUAUCGGCGAACAAGAGUUUGUGGAACUGUCUUUGAAGAGAAGUCGUUUGCUGUUGCCAGUCGUCUAAGCUCUUUGUACUUUACCUGCUGUGGGCAGCCUUACGGAGUUACUCUUUGCAAGCUCUGUUUCAUAGCGAUGGAAAUGAUUAAGUUUGCUCUAGGAGCAAUUCUCUUGCUGACGAUGACCAGCGGAUCUGCAUCCGCUCCACAACCAGCACUAAAAUUGACAGCAGAUCGUGUUUUGGCUCCACAACCAUCGGCACUAGAAGUGGCAGGAGAUCGUUCGGUUGGUGGCGCACAAGAUCUUCCGGGAUGGCUCUUGCGGGCUCUCAGCCCUGCGUUCACUGCAUAA